Messenger RNA from Xylaria bambusicola, 2222 nucleotides. Its product is annotated as histidine phosphatase superfamily. Gene Ontology annotation, molecular function: phosphatase activity. Bases 243 to 1841 code for a protein of 532 amino acids. The record is from RefSeq and is a predicted model, not a curated record. The transcript is spliced from 2 exons. Gene Ontology annotation, biological process: dephosphorylation. NCBI's taxonomy places the organism in Eukaryota, Fungi, Ascomycota, Sordariomycetes, Xylariales, Xylariaceae.
UCCAAAGACUACCCCGCGCUUUACGCUUUAUAUACUACCUACUACUACCGGUACUACCUAUAUACUACCUACCUACUCACAGGUACUUGCUAUUCACAAUACCUACCUAGCCUACAUACAGUAGGUACCUACUGCUACUUAGUUCAGCAGCCACCAUCAAUUGAUUCGUCCCAUCCGGGAGGUUCGAGGUUACCUACGGCUUGUCAGGUGGCUUUCGUUGCAUCCCCUGCGGACCGCCAACGAUGACUACUCUAGUUCCCCGUCCUCCUUAUACCGACGAUGAGCUCAAAUCGCUAUAUCCAGUCAACCUGGAGCUCCAGCUAGUGCAGGUCUUGCUGCGACACGGUGAGCGUACUCCUGUUUCGCCCCGUUUCCAGAACACCGGUCUCCCUUCCUUUUGGCCAUACUGCACGGCGGUCCGCCAGUUCAAGUCUACGGUGCUCGAUCGUACCGCCGGCCAGUUCACGACUCUGGAGUGGAAGCGUCGCUUGGAGAGCUUUGGUCGCAAUGACGAGCCGAUACUGGUUGUUGGACCCAGGGGCGAGGUGGACGCAAUCUGCGAUAUGGGCAUGUUAACAGAUCGUGGCCGCGAGACGACAUUCGACCUGGGCACGCGUCUAAGAAGGCUCUAUGUCGACCAGCUUGGAUUCCUCCCACCAACCCUACCUAACGCGGAUUCGUUAUAUCUCCGCGCGACCCCUAUACCACGAGCUCUCGAUUCCCUUCAAGAGACCUUCAUCGGCCUUUAUCCAGCACAUACCCGCUCGCCUUCGUUUCCACCACCCACUGUCCUUCUUCGUUCGCCCGGAGAGGAGACCCUGUUUCCGAACGAUGGUCAGUGUCGACGCUUCGCGGCUCUCUCCCGGGCCUUCGCGCAGCGUGCAGCCGACCGCUGGAACGACACAGAUGAGAUGGCUUACCUAAAUAAGUUAUACGGGAAGUGGAUGCCUACCACCUCGCCCAAAGUGGCAGUGGAUGGACGGCCCAGGUUGAGUGGAAUAAUGGACACGAUCAAUUCAACACUCGCUCAUGGGCCUGAAACAAGACUACCAAAGGAAUUCUACGAUCCGAAAGGCCGCGAAAUUAUCGAAAAGAUAGCAGUUGACGAGUGGUUUUCGGGUUAUAAGGAGAGCCAGGAAUACCGCACUCUAGGUAUUGGAGGAUUAAUGGGAGACAUCGUCAGUAGGAUGGUGGGUAGCACCGAGCACUCAAGCGCAGAUGGGGAGUACGAGGUUGGGAAAGCAUCGAGAAAAGAGCGGACGGGAGAUACUAAUGGAACAACACCUAUCCUGUUUGGGCUCAGCGGAUGUCACGAUACGACUCUGGCUGGCGUGUUAGCCAGCUUAGGAGCUCAUGAGAGCAACGAUUGGCCUCCAUACACAAGUCAUAUUGCUAUAGAGAUGUUUCGCAAGAGUGAGAACGUUUCGAAAACUUCCGGCGCCCCCGCUGCGCCCCCGCAAACUACUGGUAGGAGUGCAGAUCUGAAUGCCACAAGCUCCAGUUCCAGCUGGUUUACCUCACUUUUCUCUUGGACAUCGUCGGUCGGAUCGCGCGCCACACCACCACCAGGAAUAGGUCGCAAACAAACAGAGCACUUAACCCCAAAGGAGAAAGCGAAGCUGCAACAUUACUAUGUGCGUCUUCGAUAUAACGACGAGGUCGUCGCAAUACCGGGCUGUCGAACACCAGGCAAUCAUCUCGAAGGGUAUGAAAGCUUUUGUACACUAGAAGCAUUCAAAGCCAUCGUCGAUAAAUUUGUCCCAACCAACUGGAAGCAACAGUGCGCAGAAAGAGUGAAAGAACCCGCAUUCCCAACUAAACCCGAACCUGCUGGGUACUAACAUCUACCUACCAAUAAUCACCGCCAUCUCAAAACAGCUACCUACAUCAAACAUAGCGGAAGCUUCAGCUUUCUCUCAUCUCUUUCGUGGAUAGAAUGGCAAGGUAACCAGGUGCAUGGUAUAGAUGUUUUCGAUAUCCAAAACAUCAAGUGACAUCAAAAACGAAAAGAUAGUUAAAAACGAAACCUUAGACCGAUUAAAGGCAAUGAGAGAAUGCGAUGGCCGCUUAUAGUAAGCUGAACAGGAUCAUACACAUUUGAAAAACACUCGGCGUGGAUAGCAUUUUGUUUUGCGUCUGUUCAUAGUGAAUAGACAGAUAAAGUAUAAUUAGGAUCCCAUUCUGACAACGUAUUUUACCAAAAUUUACAGGUUUACUUGAAA